AUGACAAGCUACAACAAGGUCAAUGGAGAGCACGCAUCCGACUCGGAGUUCUUGCUGAAGAAGGUUCUAAGAGGGGACUGGAAAUUUGACGGAUUAGUGAUGUCUGACUGGUGCGGCACCUACUCCAUCAACCAGGCUUACCGUGCGGGAAUGGACUUGGAGAUGCCAGGAUUGCCUAGAUUUCGCAAGCAGGAUACACUUUUGUUCUUGGAGGAGUCCAAUGGAAUUGAUAUGGACGAUGUUGAUGAUUGUGCGUUGAGAGUGCUGAAGAUGGUUCAUCGUACACUAAAGUCUGGUGUUCCCUCUGAUGGUGCGGAAACCACAGAAAACAACACUCCCAAGACAAGUGCGAGGCUCAGAUCAAUUGCUGCCCAAGGUAUAGUUUUGCUGAAGAAUGAGACCAAUCUGCUGCCUCUUUCCAAGAGUGACGAUGUUGCUGUUAUUGGUCCGAAUGCAUUCAUGUCUGCUUAUUGUGGAGGUGGCUCAGCUUCUCUGAGGCCUUAUUAUACUGUGACUCCUUUUGAGGGUAUUUGCAAUGUCCUUGGGUCCACACCAGAAACCGCCAUUGGUUGCUUCAGUGACAAGAAGAUUCCCCAGAUUCCAUUGAAGCACCCAGAAACCGGUAAGCCUGGCUAUGUUGCAAAGAUGUAUCUCAAGCCUCAUGGAUUUGAAGGAGACAGAAUCUUGGUUGACGAACACGUUUUGGACACCACCAGACUGCAUUUCUACGACUAUACCCACCCUAAAAUCCACCACUCCGAAUUCUAUGCCGUCCUGGAGGGAACUUUCACACCUGAAGAGUCUGGAGAUUACGUAUUCGGAACCACAGUCGUUGGUGCGUGCAAGAUCUACCUAGAUGGUGAACUAAUCAUCGAGCACCGCACUUCAGAAGACGAUUAUGGUGCUUUCUUUACCGAAAACACGGUCGAGAAGAAAACUACAUUGCCGUUGGAAGCAAAGAAGACCCACAGGAUUAAAGUUGAAUUUGACAGUGCUGCAACUCUUGACAUGCCAAUCAGCGAGGAGUGUGGCGGUGGGGCCGUCAGCUUUGGAUGUCACAGGAUCUUUGAUCCUAAGGAGGAAAUUGCCAAAGCGGUUAAAGUGGCUCAAUCUCACGAUAAGGUAAUACUUUGUAUUGGCUUGCACCAAGAAUGGGAGUCUGAAGGAUUUGAUCGUCCAAACAUGGACUUACCUCCUCACAUGAACGAGCUGGUGGAUGCCAUUCUCGAAGCAAACCCGAAUACGGUGAUUGUAAACCAAAGUGGUACCCCGGUUGAGAUGCCUUGGAUCUCAAAGGCAACUACAUUGUUACAGGCAUGGUUUGGGGGUAAUGAGUUGGGAAACGCCAUUGGAGAUGUCAUCUUUGGAGACGUCAAUCCUUCGGGAAGACUUCCUCUGACAUUCCCCAUCAAGUGCAAGGAUAACCCUGCAUAUCUCACAUUUAGGACCGACGGAGGUAACGUCGUGUAUGGGGAGGACAUCUAUGUGGGAUACAAGUACUACGAAGCGCUGGAAAGGGAGGUCAUGUUUCCUUUUGGCCAUGGACUUUCUUACACCACUUUCCAGUACGACAAUGUUGAAGCAGUCCUGAUCGAUUCGAAGUUGCAGGUUUCUCUCCAAGUCACCAACACCGGAGCGAGGAAAGGCUCCGAAGUAGUUCAGAUCUACAUUGAACCUAUUGCUUGCGAAGCAGCUAGACCUGUUAAGGAGUUUAAAGACUUUGGCAAGGUGACAUUGGAGGCUGGCGAGAGCACACCUUUGAAGUUUGAGAUCUCUUCCAAAGAUGCUUUUUCAUAUUGGGAUGGAGACAAAAAGAGCUGGUGUUUGGCUGCUGGAGAGUAUCAUGUGUGCAUUGCCAAGUCGAGCGCGGAUGUGGUCAUUAAGAAGGUGAUUAAGUUGGACACCACGUCGUUCUGGAGGGGGAUUUGA
Messenger RNA from Kuraishia capsulata CBS 1993, 1929 nucleotides. RefSeq lists its product as uncharacterized. Gene Ontology annotation, biological process: glucan catabolic process. NCBI's taxonomy places the organism in Eukaryota, Fungi, Ascomycota, Pichiomycetes, Pichiales, Pichiaceae. Gene Ontology annotation, molecular function: beta-glucosidase activity. The record is from RefSeq and is a predicted model, not a curated record. The coding region runs from base 1 to 1929 and encodes 642 amino acids. The transcript has a single exon.